UCGUCUGAUACCUGAUCGUAGCAGCCUCUCAGUGUCUUGACAAACUUGCAUCCAUCGAAUCCUACUCAGAUCUGAGGCGUUGGUGUAGCUGCGCCGGUUGCUUGGGUGUAAGAAAUAGCUUACCGCUCCUUGGAGACUUCUCGGGGUGUAUGAGUCGAGCGCAAACUGCCGGAGUAAAGCGCACCAGACUGCCUGAUUGGCCACGCUACUGUAGGCAAGCAGUCCUGUACAUCUGUAACAGCGCAUCACUCACUUGCGAGUUCUACACGGAACCUCAACCAGGUCAGUUUAAAUUUGGAUUAGGUGUAAGGUAUUGCAUUUGGGAGUACAAUUGCCUGAAUGUCGGUCGUUUAGUUAGUUUGAUUUUCAAACCUAUCCUUUUCGAAAGAGGCGGGUGCCUUUCCAAUAAUGCUGAAGAUAGGAUACUGUGUCUUAACGACUGAAGAGAAGGCAUAGCCUACAAGGCUACUCUCCGGCUCUCUUCAGUUUUACGAUAUUCUGAUCCCACUUAAAGACUCUGUCCUUGGAUAGACACUGUGGGAGGCUGCGCUGUGGAUGAUGGUGUACUGCUGUAGCUACGUGACCCCAGAGUGUGGGAUAUGCUGUUGGUAUUCACUCCCCUGCUUGAUUGAGAACAAUCCUGUGUGCAGAGAUACCACUAGCAGUAGCUGAGCCGAGCAGCUCGUGGUUGCAGAGAAGAAUGAGGGAGAGUGUGCGCGUGGUUAGGCGGAUGGCCGCCAAGCUUCCCUGCUUCUUCUGGUUUGUGCUGCUGUUUGGGGCGGGGGGUCUGGUGCUCUUCAUCCACCUGGAGGACCUGUCUGAGAUGGUGCAGCGACAGGAGCCUGAUCCAACAGGUGUGAAUCUCAGAAGUCCUCCCCGUCAGUCCAAAGAGGAGACAUGGCGCAGGAUAGCUGUGGUCCAGAACGCACGUCGGGGGCUGGUCAAGCAGAUUUGCGCCAAGUUCAAGAGCAGCAUGGACCGAACCGUCUUGCCGCAGCACGUGUCCCGCAUCUAUGUAGAGGACAACUACAAGAUUCUGUUCUGCGAGGUUCCCAAGGCCGGCUGUAGCAACUGGAAGAGGAUCCUGUUAGUGCUAGCGGGGCUGGCCUCCUCCACGAAGAUCGAGAUCGAGAAAGUCCACGGCAGUGUUCUAAGGACACUCAACACCUUCCAACAAAAGGACAUCACCAUGCGCCUCCAGACCUACACCAAGAUGCUGGUUGUCCGGGAGCCCCUCCAGAGGCUGGUGUCAGCCUACAGGGACAAGUUUGAGAACCCCAACACAUACUACCACCCCAGCUUUGGAAUCCCGAUCAUUUCCAAAUACAGGGCAAAUGCCUCCAAGGAGGCCCUGAGGACAGGGGAUGGGGUCACCUUCCAGGAGUUUAUUCAGUACCUGCUAGAUGUGUAUCGGCCCGUGGGUAUGGACAUCCACUGGGAGACCGUCAAUAAGCUCUGUCACCCCUGCCUGCUCGAUUAUGACUUCAUCGGCAAGUUUGAACACAUUGAAGAGGAAGCUGACUUCCUGCUCAGGAUGAUGGGUGCCCCGGACAACCUCACCCUCCCCACUUCUAAAGACUUGAAGCCUAAUGAUGAGAGAACUUCCAUGCACUUAACACAUCAGUACUUUGCUCAGAUUAAUGCUUCAGACAUUCAGAAGGUGUACGACUUCUAUUAUAUGGAUUACUUGAUGUUUAAUAUCUCCAAACCGUAUAAAGAUUUAUAUUGAUUGUCUUCGAGAUCCCAAUAUCUUGGUCCAAAAUCUCUCCCACAUGAUCAUAAAGGAGCUGUGUACAGUAAAAGACGAAUCCUUUUUAAAAUAUUAUUUUAUGUCAUGUAAUGUCAUACAAGACACUUUAAAAACAGAAAACAGCAAUGUCUUGGUCAGACAUUUUUACAGAUAACCAUUCCUCUUUGCACUUAACACCAACAUUUAUUGCCAAAAAUGAACUUUGCAAGCAAUCUCACAUAGCAUAGUUAGGAAAACUUUGAUGUUUUAAAAUGUGGUGCCCACGAUCUGCUUCUGUUUUGCUUUCAGAGUAGCUUUUUUUAUUUACCUCUUUAACAUUCAUGUUUGGUUACAGAGUCAGUCUUAGCUACUGUUCUACAAAGUGUUGUGCCAAGCUAUGAGAAUGGCCCAUUUACCGGCCCCUGGCUGGCCCAUUGAUGACCACCAUGCUCCCAAUAUUUCUAACACACAUACUGCACUCACACUUCCCUGUAGAACACAUUCUUAACAUGUAUCACUCAUGGGAGAUUUAUUCUGACACUGAUAUUUAAAAACUGUACAAAGGGCAUUAAGAUGACUAUAUUUAUUUUUGUAUGUAUUUUUCAGUAGCUAUAUUUCAGUGAUUCUUUGUGGACUUUUUUUCUUUUCUAAUGUUAUUGAUUGUUGUUAUAGUGAUGCGGUGGUUAGUGUAGAAUAACUGCUAAUGCUAUUGACACUCCUUGUAGUUCCACAUUACUGUAAGACCUGUAGAAAUUAGCUGUACACUGGUUAGUGUGGAAUCGACACAGAAAAAACAAUUGCCCAUUAUCCCCCCUGUGGUAAGACUGCUGUGCUGGAGGCAGCAGUGUGCUGACACUAGUUCUGACACAAGCUCUUCUCCUGAUGCUGUCACUAACAGAGAGCAGCCUCUCCUCUUUAUCUGUGUGUGUGUGCAUGUGUGUCUGAGAUGGAGAGCGUGUGAAAGAUAAAAAGAGAAUACAGAGAGGACCAGGACGUGUGCUAUGAUUUUCUUUCAUUGUUGUAUGCACAGCUUUGUGAAGCAGCUCUGUGAUACAGAAAACACACACAUACACAGAUAUAGCAGAAGAAGAGCAGUGCACAUAGUCUGUGUGGACUGCUGAGAUAUAUCAUCUCCACAGGGUCACACCAUCCAGAGUCAAGCCCGUUUUACACACAACUACUUUAACUUUAGGAUAGUAGAGAGCCUCUCAUAUUUAGUAGGA
Messenger RNA from Hypomesus transpacificus, 2952 nucleotides. RefSeq names its product carbohydrate sulfotransferase 8-like. NCBI's taxonomy places the organism in Eukaryota, Metazoa, Chordata, Actinopteri, Osmeriformes, Osmeridae. The transcript is spliced from 7 exons. Gene Ontology annotation, biological process: proteoglycan biosynthetic process; carbohydrate biosynthetic process. The record is from RefSeq and is a predicted model, not a curated record. Gene Ontology annotation, molecular function: sulfotransferase activity. The coding region runs from base 701 to 1729 and encodes 342 amino acids. Gene Ontology annotation, cellular component: membrane.